UCUGUACGUACCGAAUAUUUUCUGGUAUAACGUGAUAAGAGAAGGCGGUAGAAUGAUCUAGACUCGGCAUAAAGAUGCUUGGUAUUAUUGUAUCUGGUCGGUUCGUGCAAACAGAUUUCCAGCAGAUAGGAGAAAAUCAAUUUUUAAUAACUGUUCCUGAUGCAGAUAACAUAAAUCACAUCGUGGUAUUUCUUACGGGUACUAUACCAUUUCCUGAUGGGACAGGUGGUGCAGUAUAUUUCAGCUGGCCAGAUUUAACUGCUCCACCAAACUGGCAAUUUCUUGGAUAUAUCUCGAAUGCUAAGCCAUCUGCUAUAUUCAAGAUAUCCACUUUAAAGAAAAAUCAUGAAUUUGAGAACAGCAACUUAGGAAUCUUUGGUGUGGGCAAGAUUUCCCAUGUUGCACAAAUAGGAGUUUCCGUGGAACCUAUUGUGGCCAUAGAACAACAGGCAGCCACAGUGACAGAAGCUAUGUCAAAUUCGUUUUUGGAAUUUGUUCAGAAGAUGCUUACUAGUUUUUUGAAUUAUGUAUCGAGUUUUUCGGUGACUCAAGCACAAAUGACAUCAAAUCCAACCGAAAACUUCGUACCUCUAUCAACUAUCCAGGGAUGGUACGAGACUUUUGAAAGGAGAUUGCAACAAAAUCCAAAUUUUUGGAAAGCAUGA
Habropoda laboriosa is the source of this 665-nucleotide messenger RNA. RefSeq names its product protein OPI10 homolog. The record is from RefSeq and is a predicted model, not a curated record. Gene Ontology annotation, molecular function: nuclear import signal receptor activity; Hsp70 protein binding. Gene Ontology annotation, biological process: protein import into nucleus. The transcript is spliced from 3 exons. Lineage: Eukaryota; Metazoa; Arthropoda; Insecta; Hymenoptera; Apidae. Gene Ontology annotation, cellular component: cytosol; nucleus. Bases 75 to 665 code for a protein of 196 amino acids.